ACACAUCUCAGAAAUCAUUCACUUGUACCUAUCUUAUCAAGUUUAUCUUCCUUACAAGUCAAGUAGUUUAAUUAUUUAGCCUAGCAUGGCCGGCGGUUUCGAACCCAUUGACCCUGAGCAGUGUCAACAUUAUGCCCACUUCGCCGCACAUCUCAACCGGACGGCCUUUGAUGGGAUAUACUGGUCCCUCUUUGUGUUUGUCAUAAUCAUGCUUUUCCUCGCCUCAUGGAAGUACUCAGGGACCUGCGAGGCAUUGGCGAAUUCCAGAGCUGGGACAAAGCACUACCGACACAAAAUGCAGCGAUGCCUAUUGAUCUGCACCGGUUACUUUCUGCUUUCCAUCAUUGCCCUCGUUAUGGAGGUCUACGCUCUGCUGGCCUUGCAAUUCUGUGAUGGAGAAGACCUCAUGUCGCUCUACUGGUCUACUUGGACGAUGCUGCAGGUUGGCUCGCUCAUAGCCAUCUUGGGCAUAAUCCUAGCUACCUUCAACGCCAUUCGGGAUAGAAAGAACCCACCUUGGGCACUAGCACUCGGUACUCCUGUCCUCGUCGUUGCCGGUAUCGGCCACGCCUUCCACGGCGCCAUGCGCAAGCGUGUGCAGCGCGUUCGAUCCAGGAGCUUACGCUCCCGGAGCCGGGGCAGAUCAGAGAGUAGUCUCAAUGGAAUCUCCACCAACGAUUUGCCCAUGAGCAGGGAGGAGACGAUCCGCGUAGAAGAACGUCCUAGCGGUGAUAACAACAACAACAACAACGAAUAUCGCGCCAAACUACUCGGCUACACCCCCGAAGGCGCCCCAAUCCUCCAGUUCGUCGACGACCCCGGCAACAGCAUCGAUCCCGAGCGCGGCACCAUCUUGGGGAAGAACACGAUGAACGGACAGAUCAUUGUCGCCUUCAAAAAGUCUAUGAUUAUGGUUUCGGACGGCAACAGCAGUGACUUGUCCACCCCAAACGAAAAAGCGGCGGCUUCACCAUCAUCAUUACUGGUGCCUCCUCCCGUGCCACUCCCUUCGCCAAGGCCGCCACCGGUCGUCAGGAUUGCUGCUCCGUGCCGUCCAUCAGACGAGGAAGUCGACGAGGCCGAAGUGCAUGUCUCCCCUGUUUGAGACGGGAAUGUCUUUGGAUUUGUCGGACGCCACCCACUUUCCGGAUUUUCUUUUUUUUUCCUUUUUUUUUGAUCGUUCUUUCUUAUCUCUUGGCUUUUUGCUCUUUUUGGCGCUUGUUUGUUUGGUGUAAUACUGUGAUUUUCUUUUUGCUUUAUCUUGGGGUUUCAGGCAUUUAUGAUCGACGGCGGCGGCGGCGUUGGGCAACAAGCAAGUCAGCAAGCAAGCGGGACAAGGGCAAGCAAAAUUACGACACUACGAAUUUCUCUUUGUGGCAUAGCGUUCGGUAAAAGAAAAAGCAAUUUGGGCUAUCGGGAGUUCCGUUUCGUUUUUCUACUUCCUUCUGUUCUUUUUUGGCGUUUCUUGUCGGGAAAUGCCAUACUCAGAUGUCCAUGUACUGAAAAACGGUAGAUUAGCGCCUUCUUCCCGCGCGGCUGGGCUUGCGUUAUCUAGAUACCCAUGGCGGUCCGCGAGAGCUGAGAUUGAGUGUAGGGGUGGGAGUAAGGGAAAUGAGAUUGUAGAUGCCCGAUUACAUUUAUGCAUGCCAGGCUUAUCAAUCACAAACCUCGUUGGAAC
Molecule: messenger RNA, 1678 nt
Organism: Neurospora crassa OR74A
Lineage: Eukaryota; Fungi; Ascomycota; Sordariomycetes; Sordariales; Sordariaceae
Exons: 4
Coding region: 86-1105 (339 amino acids)
Source: RefSeq, a predicted model, not a curated record